Messenger RNA from Miniopterus natalensis, 3700 nucleotides. The record is from RefSeq and is a predicted model, not a curated record. NCBI's taxonomy places the organism in Eukaryota, Metazoa, Chordata, Mammalia, Chiroptera, Miniopteridae.
GGCUCUGACCCUCUCCCGCCCUCAGGUCUCCGCGCUGCUGAGCCGCUUCGCCCUGCCGCCAUGUUCCGGCGCCUCGCCAGCCUCCUCUUCAGCGCGCCCCCGCCCCCGCCGCCCGGGGGCCCCGACUGCGCCCGCGCGUUCGUGGCCGCGGAGGAAGAAGUGGACGGCUGGCUCUUCAUCGACCUGCCGGCACAAUCACUCUGUUUUGANACUGCAGACGGGCCCGGCCUCGGGCCCGCGCGCCUGCAGAGCAGCCCGCUGGAGGACCUCCUCAUCGAGCACCCCAGCAUGUCCGUGUACGUCACCGGCAGCACCAUAGUGCUGGAGCCUGGACCCCCUUCCCCGCACCCCGACGCGGAUCCGCCAGGCGGCGACCUGAGCGAAGGGGCGGGCCAGGCGCGGCGGCUGCAGAGGGCCCGGCCGCGGGCGGAGCGCCAGGCGCUGAGCGCCAAGGUGAUUCAACGGCAGAACCGCGCCCGCGAGAGCCGUCCGCGCCGGUCUCGGCACCAGGGCAGCUUCAUCUACCAGCCGUGCCAGCGCCAGUUCAACUACUGAGCGUCCGCCCGCCCAACCGCUUGCAAACCCCUUGCCGACCCCGACCCCUGUCGGGCCCCUCCGCCGCAGCCAGCGCGUUGCUCCAGGGGCGUCCGCAGCCCGCCUCGGGCUGUAUACCACAGCCUCCCUCCUUAAGUGUGUGAGGUGGGGUGAUAGCCCCCUUCUCAAUCCCCUCGACUUUCCCAUUUCUGAUCCUCUAAUCCGCCUCUGGCCCUCCUCUCGCCCUUUACCCUCUGUCUUCUGGCCCCCAAGCCCAACAUCUUUCCAGCCCUUCAUCUCCCAUGCCGACACUCCGCGCCUCCUUUGCUGGUCUCCGUCCCCAUCUCUGCCCUGACAUCAUCCUUGCCCCCCCUUCCUCUACCCCUGGCCUACCGCUAUUUCUCAGUCUCCUCUUCCAGUCCCAGAUCUAGCUCUUUCCUCGCCUUCAAUCCCCACUUUACAGCCUCACCCUAUCUCAUGUUUGGCACUACACUCACUCGUGCUCCCUUAUUAUUCAUUCCCAGUAGUUCCCCCCAAAUGGAUGGGGUGGGGAGGGGUUGAGACGACAGGUUUCUGCGUUUAGUCUCACCCCUCCCUCUUCCCUGGGGGCUGAGCUCCUUGUAGUUGCUUAGGCCUGGAAAGGUAAAGUAAGUGGAAGAGGACUGUGAGAUGUGAAUUCGAAGGAGAAAGGUGGAGGGAACUGAGGGAGAGAGGCAGCCUUCUGGAAGUGCAGACAGGAGGAGGGGGUGAGCAGCUGUAGGAAGCAGGGCUGUAUGGGAGCUAGUACUGUGUGCUUGCUCAGAGAUCCGCCAAACCCUGCCCUCAGGCUGGAGCCUGGAGUCUGCCCCCAUUUCCCUUUCCUAUAAUCCCACCUCCCAAAUCUCUUCCUGAAGUCUACCCCUCUGCAGGCCCCUGAGUCUGAAAGGCUUAGUUAAUACCUUGCCACCCUACCCCCAACAUGUCACCCCAGGAGUAGAGGCUGGGCAAGGCCCUGCCAUCCUGGCCAUCUGUUCACAUGUCCAAGGUGCUAAGAACUAGCUUAGGAGAGAUGCAGGCCAGAGGGCUUCUAGGCAGGGAAACUGCACACCGCAGUGUAAGAAUGAAGAGUGAUGCUGAGGAGGACAAGCUGUGGGGUGAAGCCAUCCCAACACUGACAGCUCAGCUUUCAUUUGCCUCUGGCUUUGUAUUUCACACUCUGCCCAGGAUGGCUAAUAAACACUCCUGGGUAGGAGGCCAGGAGUUUCACUGUCCCAAUCCUCAAAUAGUCCCUCUCCAGGUUCAGGGCCAUAAGGACCACUCUCCAUUUUCUCCCUGAGUGCUCUCUCUUUCUAGGCUGCUGGGGAGAAAUGGGUGCCCUAUGGUUCCCCUCCCCUUCUCUUCCAGUAAGUACCUGGAGGAGGGAACCUGAAUCCCUGGGUGAAAGAGGGAACAGGGGCAGCCAGCUUUCCUCUUCUCAUGGUGGGACUGAAUUUUGGGCUCAGACACCAGCAACAGCCUCUUGGGAUGCCCCGAGUUGCUUCCCUUUUUCUCUAACUAUCAUUUACUAGUGCGUGCUCUUUCUUCCUUGAAACUUUUAAGAUUUCCUGUUACAAACUAACAUAGGUCUUCCCCCUCGCCCCAAUUCCAGGUUUCCAGGCCUCACAGUCAAGUGGAGACUUGGAGAUAACUGCAUUCCCAUGAGGGCAAAGGCAGCUGCCCUUCCUGACCCUGUAGCCCCAAGCCUCAUAUGAGAUAUGUGGGUAAGGGAGGGGGUAUCCCCAUGGAUGCUGGGAUGGGGACAGAGGAAGCCCUGUUGGGGUCUCCUAUCCAAGGGAGUAAGCCAAAUCUACACUAAAAACGGAUCAAAGUCCCCACGCCAGUCCACUAGGGCCCCAGUAGCAACCUUGCUCCUGUCCCCAAGGCUCUCCUUCAGUUACGACCUAUCACUUUUUUCUUCCAGCUACCCUUUGGUCACUUCACAGCCAGCUUAGGGUCUUCAGCACUUCCAGAGCUGAAACUCCCUCCAACUCUUCUUGCCUACUCCUUUGCUGCCAGCUGGGGCCUAGGCUCAGUCCUGGGUAGUUCCCAUGAUCCUUCUGGUGGGGGAAGAGUGAGUAAUAGGGCAUUAGGUUCAAAUUUCAAAAGGUCCCUCCCUCACCCACCCAUAUUUCUGGAGCUCCUGUAGUUCUAGAACCUUCCAAUCUCAUCACCUGGCUGAUUGCAAGGCUCAUAGGUUUUUGUACUUUCCUAUAGAUUCUAUAGCAUUUGAGUGUGGCAAUAUUUUAAUUGUGUAUAGAUUUCUAAGAACCAACACUACUCAGUCUCCUGCUAGUCUGACUCCUGAAGCAUCAGACCUCGUCAUACUGUAUUGACUGUGUAUGUGCCUUUCACCUUGAGCAUGCUUCAGGAUUUUUUUUUAAACCACAGAACUUGAAUAUAUGAGGGAACCAGAAUUCACAAAGUCCUAUGCAACCUUAGACAGGUGGGGGGUUAGAGAGUCUGUCUUGACUGAUGUUUUCAGAGACCCUGGAGAAGUUUAUUCCAGUUUGUAUUAAUUAAUGUCAAUACUACCAGCACUUUGCCAAAACUGAGUUUGUCAGAGGGACCUGUUUCUAGAGUGAGUCCCAAUUACAUCAAAGGGCGACUUACAGUAAUUCCCUAAUACGUCUAAGUGCUCUCUUCAAGCUGGGUCUCCAGCCUUUGCCAGUCUGGCCCCAGCAGGGUAUCACGUGCGUAUGAAUGCAGUUUGCUGCUGUUUUGAAGUAUGCCUGCUCCCCAGCUCCUGCCUGUACCCUGAUCAAUUUGCUCUGAUCCCUAAUAUCUUAGGUGCAAUAAGGACCCCACUAGAGCUCUUGGAUGCCUCCUCAUAUCCAUGUGGCUUUAUGUGGGGGAACCGAAUGCAGACACACUAUACCCCCUUAUAUCUUUCCACUUAUCCUGCCACCUAGUUCCAAAUGGAACCAAGUUGAGUGCAUCUGUCUUGGGUGUUUAGUGUUGAGACUGGCUGAAAUGAGGAGACUCUGGUUGACCAUGUUGUGACGUCAACAGACUCAAGGACACAACCACCGCAACACGGUCAUGUGGCAUGCCUGUGUACGUGUGUAACAGGAUUGUUAGAUUGUAAUGUUACUCCUCUAUGGAAGAGAAAAAUAUAAAGAAAAACAAAUAAAAAUCUAUUUAAAGCACA